Messenger RNA from Pantherophis guttatus, 3515 nucleotides. It is a transcript of the gene PGF, whose product is annotated as placental growth factor. NCBI's taxonomy places the organism in Eukaryota, Metazoa, Chordata, Lepidosauria, Squamata, Colubridae. The record is from RefSeq and is a predicted model, not a curated record. Gene Ontology annotation, biological process: positive regulation of mast cell chemotaxis; positive regulation of protein phosphorylation; induction of positive chemotaxis. Gene Ontology annotation, cellular component: membrane. Gene Ontology annotation, molecular function: vascular endothelial growth factor receptor binding; growth factor activity; chemoattractant activity.
GACCCACGCUCUCCCUCCCCCUCAGUCGCUGCAGCCUCGGGCGGAGCGAGGCGAGCGGCGGGCUCUUGGAAGCGGCUCCUCGCUCGGCGCGCGGGAUUGGUACCUGAUUCAGAGGCUCUUCUUCGCGGAAGCGACGCGGAGGAGCCGGGCAGCUCGACGCCUUUGGCUUCGUCCCAGACAGAGGCUUCCCAAAGCCGGCAGGGAUACCAGGUUUUAUUGACUGAUCGUGGACGUCAGUCGUGGAAGGAGCUGGCGGUCGCGAUGCAACUUCUCCGAGGUUUCCUGGUAGCUCUUGCUCUGCACGUGGUGGGCGCUCAGAAGAAAGACGUGAUUCUUCAGAACAGCACUACUGAUAGAGCAGUGGUAUCCUUUUUUGAUGUUUGGAAUCGCAGCUCCUGCCAGCCCUUGGAGAAACUGGUCAGUGUUGUAUCAGAAUACCCACAUGAAGUGGAGCACGUGUUCAAACCGUCCUGUGUUUCUUUGCGUCGCUGCUGUGGAUGUUGUAGAGAUGAGGCACUGCAAUGUGUCCCAGUGGAACUGGCCAAUAUCACUAUGGAGAUUUUACCCUUUCAGCUCAAGAAGAUCAACCCAGAGAAUCAGUUACCCGUCGUGGAGUUGUCAUUUACUGAACACAGGAAAUGUGAAUGCAGGCCCCGACAAGAUGCUCUGAAGUCAGGGAGGAGGAGGAGACUCAAGGGACGCAGCAAGAAGAAGCGGGCAAAGCAGAGACCCAAAAAUUGAUCUCUAUGUGUACCAUUUGAUGAUAGUUGUUGCUUUCUCAGCCAAGGGCAGUGCCACAAUGCCUCUUUUUAAAUGCUAAAUCCUCUUCAACAUUCCUCUGCAAUUACAAUUUUGACUGAUGAAUUCAGGGGUCUGGUAACAGCUUGCUCACUUGAAGUGCCAGAGCAAAAAGGGAGGAGUAAAGACAACAUCCCAGUGAGAAUAUGUCAGGACAUUCUGAAGGAGAUGUUUUUUUAUAUAUUUAUAAUUGCAUCAGAGGACUGCCCCAGGAUCAAGUGAAGACCUGUUUAUCUCAGUCCAUUUCCUGUCUAUACAGAGCUAAUAUUUCACUCUGAUUUCUGCAGAAUUGAGAGUAAAAUGGAAAUACAAGAAAACAGCAGCUGGUUUAUGUUUUAAAUAUUUGGAGUUUGGAGAACUUAAAACUAUUAAGACAAAUGCGAAUACUUCCUCCUGGAUUUUUUCUGGAUAUUAUCUCUCAGUUGGGAAUUGAGAAAUGAAAAGUUUGAGCUACACUUUGCCAAUCCUUGUUUAAGUCUUGUUUUUCACCAGGGUUAAUAUCUGGAGUACACUCCUUCCUAUAAAAGAUGUCUAAAACAACAAAUUAACCUUGAUAAAUAAGAGCUAAAACUCCUUGUCAAGUAAGAUUGUAGAAGUCAGCAUUUUAGAAAUCAGAGCCCUAGGCAAGGAAAUAGGGAGCACAGAGAUUGUGGUUCCUGCUCAAGUUACUGCCAACUUAGUGUACAUGUAGGCCUUUAUUCCCCUAGGAAAAUUAGUUCUGGAAUAUCCCCGCAAAAUAAUUUUUCUCAAGAAAAUAUAAUGUUGUGCUUGACAUGUUUUGCUAGCUCUUCUGCAUAUCUUGCAGUGGAAAUCAUAGUAACUGCUUAUCAGUGUACUGGAUUUUGUUCAUACAUGUAGUCCUCAGUUUGCGGCCACAAUGGAAACCAACAUUUCCACUGCUAAGCAAGACAUUUGUGAAGUGAGUUUUGCCCCAUUUUACAACCUUUCUUGCCACAGUUGUUCAAUGAAUUGCUACAGUGGUGAAGUUAGUAACACGGUUGUUAAAUGAAUCUGGCUUCCCCGUUGACUUUGCUUGUUAGGAGGUUUCAAAAAAAAGGUGAUCACAUGACCCCAGGAUGCUGCAACCCUCAUAAGUACAUGCCAAUUGCCAAGCAUCCAAAUUCUGACCACGUAACCAUGGGGAUGCUGCAACAGUCACAAAUGUGAAAAAUGAUCAUGUCACUUUUUUCAGUGCCAUUGUAACUUUGAGCGAUCAUUAAAUAAACGGUUGUAAGUCAAGAACUACUUGUAUAACUGGUUUAGUGGUGGUGAGGGAGGACGGUUGUUGAAAAAAAAAAACAGUUCACAAAGUAGGUAAAUUCUCUGGUCAGCCACAUUGUAGACAACCCCAUAACUGAUUUAAGCAGGUUCAAGCAACUAAUUACCUGACUAGAUGGCUCGGUGGCUAAGACACUGAGCUUGUCGAUCAGAAAGGUUGGCAGUUCGGUGGUUCGAAUCCCUAGUACAGGUAUCCUGCAUGAGCAAGGGGUUGGACUAGAUGACCUCCAAAGUCCCUUCCAACUCUGUUACUGUUAUAAUAAUAUAUUCCUGCCUGUCCAUCUCAUUGUAAAAUAGUGCAGGUUCACAAUCAGUCCUAAAAGAAAAGUACCGUAAGUUCCUGUGAGCUUUAAAAUAAUAGUGCAACUGAACACAGAAAUAGGUCUUGUUUUACCCUGAGAUUUAAGUGCUAACCUUAAUAAUUGCAAGAAAGUGUACAAGAUCACUGCUAGAUUUUAAAUUAGGUUUUCCAAUUUAUGGAAAAGAGUUUUAGAGACUGUGGCUAUCCAAAAAGCACAGAUAACAAAAAGAACAGAUAAAGACAGAUAUUAUGCCCAUCUUAUAUAAAUUUCUUGAGGUUUGAAUAAACAUGGAAGAAAAUUGUGACGUGUAAAUUAAGAACCCGAAUGAUGGGAAAGGUGUGAAAUUGAAAUAUAAGAAGUUCAUAAAAAGUAUAAUGGCAUACCUUUUGCAUGCAACUCUUGCAAUAAUCUGCUAUGAGAUGCUAUGUGUGUCUGUCUGUGUAGUGUGAGUGAACUCAAACUGAAAUAGGUGAAUGGGAAAUAGUAACUGUUGGUCAAGAAAGAACAAGCAAGCGUCAUUAUGUCUUCAUUAUUCCUGUACCUACAGCUUUUACUGAUUCAUAUGAAAACAAGGUGGAAUUUUCCCGAGACUCUACAUUUGUGAACUGUUAUAUUCGACAACAUCCAUGAAAGGAAAGCGAACUAAAUAGACUAUUAAUUUAACCCAAUGAAGUAUAUUGCUUCUUAUAUCAUAGUAACUUAAUGGCAAUAUAUUCUUGGUCCUCCUGGUUUGAAAUAUUUUCUUUUGUGUAGUAAAAUAGCACAUGAGUUCCUGCUUUUUCAGUCAAUGCAGUGCAACAACAUUCCAAAUAAAUGAUUCUAAAUAAAAUCGCUUUAUAGUCAAAACCCAAAUGCAGAUUCUGAAAAUAUUUUUAUUGGCUCACCCUAGUUCCUCUUCUGAAAAAGAACUUGUCUUCUCUGGAUGUAUGAGAGAUAAAUUCCAGUUGUGAUCCUUCUGAAUUGCUGAAUGAUAUACCAGAGAUAAAGAAAGCACAAUCCAAUAUGUUGGGCUAUUAAAGAAGGCGGCCAGCAUGCUUCCUAUGUGACUUGAGGCAAAUAAUUCAAAACUGUUCCUUUGCAAUGUGAGUGUGAUAGACUAGGAAACUUGUAAAAAUAAAUGCAGCAUGCCUCUUGGAA